Messenger RNA from Salvia splendens (bonfire salvia), 1488 nucleotides. RefSeq names its product protein trichome birefringence-like 19. The transcript is spliced from 3 exons. The record is from RefSeq and is a predicted model, not a curated record. The coding region runs from base 1 to 1488 and encodes 495 amino acids. Gene Ontology annotation, cellular component: Golgi apparatus. Gene Ontology annotation, molecular function: O-acetyltransferase activity. NCBI's taxonomy places the organism in Eukaryota, Viridiplantae, Streptophyta, Magnoliopsida, Lamiales, Lamiaceae.
AUGAAAUCCCAGGCUUCGGAGCUUCCCGUUGGGAAGGCUCAGCCACGAAGAAAAACAUCGAGGCUCGCUCCAUUGAUCGCUCUAAUCAUACUUCUAACAAUCCCUUUAUAUUACCCUGCAUUAAGAGAUUCGUCGAAAAAGUUGUACGAAACGACGUCGCCGCGGUUGGAGGAUUUGGAGGAUCCAAUCACCCAGACUUCCCAUGUUGAAGAAGCCCCUCCAACUGAAAAGCCUUGCUCCAUCGACUGCCACGACGACGACGACGACAAGGCCAGCGUGGACACGCCCGUCGUCGUCCGCCAACCUGCCCCUGUAAUGAAAAAAAAUGAUAAGGGAAGAAGAAAGAGGAAGAAAUCUGGCAAAGGGCAGAGAGAAGAUGAAAAGGUGCAGGCGAUGAUGAGAGGGAGGAGUAGCCAUCGUGGGAAGAUAAGAAGCCGACUUUUCGAUGAGGAUGAGUGUGACUUGUUUUCGGGCGAAUGGGUACCGGAUCCGGACGGCCCGUAUUACACGAAUGAGACGUGCAGUGCAAUUCAGGAGCACCAGAACUGUCUCAAGUUCGGGCGGCCUGAUCUCGAGUUUUUGAAAUGGAGGUGGAAGCCCGACGAGUGUGAGCUGCCCCUUUUCGACCCGCAACAGUUUCUGGAGCUGGUCACGGGGCAUUCCUUAGCUUUUGUUGGCGAUUCUGUCGCCAGGAAUCAUAUGCAGUCUUUGAUUUGUCUCUUGUCCAGGGUUACAAAUCCAGUAGACAUGUCGGAGCCAGGGGACCAAAACAAACGGUACGAGUACAGAGAGCACGAUUUCAACAUUACCAUGUUCUGGUCUCCCUACUUGGUCAGAACCUCAAAAACGGACCCCAACGACGAGCGGCGGCCUUACGAGCUUUUCCUGGACGAGCCCGACCCCCACUGGACCUCCCAGGUGGCCCUCUUCGACUACGUGAUCAUCUCGGCCGGGCACUGGUUCUUCCGCCCCACCUACUUCAGCCUCCACGGGCGGCGCAUGGGGUGCCUCUACUGCCCGGAGCCCGAGGUCACCCACCUCACCUCCUACUUCAGCUACCGCCGCGCCUUCCGCACGGCCUUCCAGGCAAUCAACGACGCCGGGUUCGGGGGCGUGGCGUUCCUGAGGACGUACGCGCCGUCGCACUUCGAGGGGGCGGCGUGGGACAAGGGCGGGGACUGCGCGCGGACGCGGCCGUACAGGAGGAGCGAGGUGGCGCUGGAGGAUUACAGCCUGGAGAUGUAUCUGAUACAGCUGGAGGAGCUGAGGAUAGCGCAGAAAGCGGGGAGGAGAAGCGGAGGGAAGUUCAAGCUGUUUGAUGCGACGGUGGCGAUGCUGCUGCGGCCGGAUGGACAUCCUAGUAGAUAUGGGCAUUGGCCGGUCAUCAAUAACACAAUGGCCAAUGACUGCGUGCAUUGGUGCUUGCCUGGACCCAUUGAUGCUUGGAAUGAUUUUUUGCUCCAGUUGUUCAAGACACAAUUAGAAUAG